This is a messenger RNA of Galendromus occidentalis (western predatory mite), 1854 nucleotides long. Its product is annotated as Cdk5 activator-like protein. Gene Ontology annotation, molecular function: protein kinase binding; cyclin-dependent protein serine/threonine kinase activator activity. The record is from RefSeq and is a predicted model, not a curated record. Gene Ontology annotation, cellular component: protein kinase 5 complex; growth cone; cytoplasm. The transcript is spliced from 3 exons. The coding region runs from base 250 to 1485 and encodes 411 amino acids. Gene Ontology annotation, biological process: axon guidance. NCBI's taxonomy places the organism in Eukaryota, Metazoa, Arthropoda, Arachnida, Mesostigmata, Phytoseiidae.
UUGACCAAGGCCACCGAGUGAAGUCAGAGACUUACUAAGUUGAGUAGAUUUCCAACCGGUUCUUGAGCUCAUUGUGAAUUGAGCCCCCGUGUGUUGUUCGACCAAAGUGCGAUGCACGACCCCUUCGCAGAACGUCUCAGAAGCUAAGCCUUGACGCUAAACGGCGUAACUACCCCCACCCUUGAGGCAGGACGGUGUCGACUCUGGAUGCUUCGUUGACAAGUACCGGAGCCUGGUGAAUAACUCAGAAUGGGCACGGUGAUGAGUGUUGCGCCCAAGGACGGCAGCCGUCUCGGGAAACCGCGGGAAAGCCUGACGACGGGGCUCGGCCCAAUGUACGCCUACGAGCAGCUGAAGAAUGCGAAGAACGUCCCGUCAAAGUCGUUUGUUCAAAACGCGAAAAUUCUCGCACCAAACCCCAAAACCCUGCAACCGGUCAACGGUCAGCUGAAAAAACCGAUCUUCGUUAACUCCUUCAGCUGGAAGAGUUUCGGUCUACCGAAAAAACACAAAACUCAACAAGAGAACAAAAACCCCCACGCUCCGAGAACGGUCAUUACUCAGGAUACGGUUGCACAGGUUUUUCGACCGCCCAGCGCUGAGAACCUUGGUCAGGCACGGAGAGCCAGCCGCGAAAACAACAAUCGAGACAUCUUAGAACAAAAGAAGGAAUGUCGCGACGAUAAGGAUUUCCUCACGCCCGACUCAGGCAUCGGGAGCCAGACCAGUAGCCACCCGAAAUCCCUGUCCGACUGCCGUAAGGACCACUAUUUGGAUAACGCGUUCGGCGAAAAUCUGCAACAUUUUCCACGAGAGCUGAAACCGCAAGAUAAACGGUGGGAUGAUUAUGGAGCGUCCAGGCAAUCGACUCUGCUCCCGUAUCAGGCAAAGCGAGCGGAUUUGGAGCGGGCUCCCCCACUCCCACCGAAACCCACGAUUAAGCAGCUCAUCCCCUCGCCGAAGCCUAUGCGACAGCAGAUUCAGCACGCGGGGAAAACUGUCAUUCAAGCUUCGACUUCAGAGUUACUCCGCUGUUUAGGCGAGUUCCUAGUCAAAACAUGCAAGCGACUGAAGGACUUCCAGGGCGGUGAUGCCGUACUCUGGCUACGAUCUGUCGACAGAUCUCUCCUGCUGCAGGGCUGGCAGGACAUCGCGUUCAUCAACCCGGCUAACGUCGUGUUCCUCUACAUGUUACUCCGGGAAUUGAUCGUCGACGAAGAUUCCGUGUCCUCGGAACGCGAAUUGCAGGCUCUUGUUCUAACCUGCCUCUACCUUUCUUAUUCCUACAUGGGUAACGAGAUCUCAUAUCCGCUGAAACCAUUCCUGAUCGAAGGCGAGAACCGUGAUCUGUUCUGGGACCGAUGUCUGUUCAUCAUCAACAAGUUGUCAUCGAAAAUGCUCAAAAUCAACUCGGAGCCGUCAUUCUUCACACAGAUUUUCACCGAGCUCAAGAAUCACCACCAGCCCUCGCCUAAUGUCAACUGAAAACCCGGCGGAGCAAUCGGGUAAAAAAACGAGACGGAAUACGCGCCGACUUCCGAGAGGAAUCAUACGCAUCAGCUAGGAAUUCCGACGGGAAUUUCCCUCUAUGGGAAUUAACGCUCCCGAUCCGCAUGAGACGCGGACGAGGACGAUGAUGCCAACCUUACCACUACAUGCAUACCCGAAGCCUUUUUUCCUGAAUAAGGCAACCAGUUUUCUGUGAUCUGCACGCCAGAGGGCACAAAUGCUCUAUUGAAACAUUUAGUUUCGGAGGAAAAUAACUUAGCUAAGAGGCAAACUCAAAUAUUGUUCCUUCUAACGACUCCGGAUCACUUGGAGCGAGGAAGAAUUCCGCUGCGCGGAACAUGGCUC